This is a messenger RNA of Symbiodinium pilosum, 672 nucleotides long. NCBI's taxonomy places the organism in Eukaryota, Dinophyceae, Suessiales, Symbiodiniaceae. The record is from the annotation of a GenBank genome assembly.
AUGGCCCACGCACAGGCAAAGGAUGUCGAGGACGCGAAGGACGUCCUAAAGUUCACGAGGAUGUGCAAGUAUUGGAAAGCCAAUCGCUGCCACCUUGGUUCUUCGUGUAGCUUCGCCCACUCCGAGAUGCAACUGAGAGAGCAGCCAGACUUGGUAGCUACUCAGCUAUGCUAUCAGUUCACUCGGAAGGGUCAUUGCAAGAACGGAGACACAUGCAAAUUCGCUCACGGACGUUCAGAGCUUCGACGCCUCCCGAAGACAACGGCCGAGAAGCCUCUUAAGCAAGAAGGCCAACAAGAAAGCUCCACCAUCCCUCUUACGCACGGGAGCGUUGAGACCAGUCAUGAUGCCCCCAUGCUGGCAUCCAUUGACCAGGCCUUCAACGCCUUGAGCCUCCAAGAUUUCCGAGAACCCCCUGGCCUGGAGAGAGAGGCGCCUGGAGCAAGCAAACCAAUGACGAUGUCCGUGGCCAGCUUGCAAAGCACACUGCGCAACGCUGUCGAGCACGGCCAAGACACCCUCGCCAACCUUCCGCUCACUCUGCAUAAAAGGGUUUUGCGCAAGAGCGUCAGCCGGGAGACAGAGGGAACCGACAGCACAUCAUCCUGGUUGAGCGGAUAUCCGUCGGAAAGCGAGCCGGCCAGUCCGACGAGCGUGUCCUUCUGGUUGUGA